GAGAGCUCUGCGUUGACGACGGGAUGCGAUAGCUGAUUUACUUUGGAGGACAUGAUACGAAGUCAAGUUGACCCUUGUUGUAGUCCAAUUGACCGACGGUCGAUCUUAUCUCUUUAUCGCCUAUUUGUUUGGUCACCGGCAUUUUCUGAACGUGCCCUGUGCUUCUUCCACUCUUCCACCUCAACCACCACCACCGCUCAUUGUCCUCAACCGCCAUCAUGCCACUAUUCGAUGUUCCAGGUUGGUCUGUCAAGUCUGACCCAGUACCAGAGGCCACCUCAUCCUCUCGGAAGCGGAGAAGAGCAUCCGAAGAUUCCGAUAAAUUGCUCGCCGCCGAGGCCAACUUGGGGAAACUGAUGAACAGGUUCAAGGGAAAUUCAUCGAGCCAGCGGGUCAAGGAGCCGAAGUCUGCUGACAAAUCUCGCAAACCAAAGUCUAAAAUUGACACGCAUGAGGACAAAAAGAAGGCUAUCUCUCUUCCGCGGCCGUUGAAAGCCGUGGACUCACGACAGUCGUUGCAUCGGCCGACUAAGAAAAUAAAGACGAAAUGUGCAGUGGAAGAAUCGUCGCCUAGUGUUAAUGUCGUACAAAGUAAGGAUGGUCUUACCGACCUACAGAAAGAAAUGAAGGAAAGUUUGAAUGGGGCGCGCUUCAGGAUGAUAAAUGAAACGCUGUACAAGUCAAACAGCUCUGAAGCAUUCUCGAUGAUGCAAGGGGACAAGAAUGUAUUUGAAGAAUAUCAUACCGGUUUCCGUCACCAAGUCCAAUCCUGGCCGACUAAUCCCGUGGAGACUUAUAUCGCUGCACUGUCAGACUAUCCUCCGAAGACUGUCAUUGCAGACUUUGGAUGCGGAGAUGCCGCUGUCGCUCAUGCUCUUUUGCCGAAAGGAUUCACCGUUUUAUCUUUUGAUCUCGUCUCGACAAAUGCCUUCGUUGUGGAGGCUGAUAUCUGCAACAAGCUUCCUCUGCCUGGUUCCGAACCACUUCAUGAUAAGGGAGAUGGCCAAGGCCACACCGUUGACGUCGUAAUAUGCGCAUUGAGUUUAAUGGGAGUUAACUGGCCUAAUUGCAUAAGAGAGGCGUGGAGAGUUUUGAGACCUGGUGGUGAACUCAAGGUAGCCGAAGUUGCAAGUCGCUUCGCGGAUGAUAAACAAUUUAUUUCUCUUAUUACCUCGAUAGGAUUUCGACUUGACUCUAAGGAUGUUAGCAAUACCCACUUCACCACAUUCGAAUUCAGGAAGGUUCCCAGGAAGCCUAAAACUGACAGGGAGUGGACGACUAUUCUCUCAAAGGGUGAUGUUCUUAAGCCAUGUGAAUACAAGCGAAGAUGAACAUCAAUAUCAUUGAAUGAAUAUACAGUAUAGACGGGCAUGUCUCGUGUAA
Molecule: messenger RNA, 1383 nt
Organism: Guyanagaster necrorhizus
Lineage: Eukaryota; Fungi; Basidiomycota; Agaricomycetes; Agaricales; Physalacriaceae
Exons: 7
Coding region: 219-1331 (370 amino acids)
Biological process (GO): ribosomal large subunit biogenesis; rRNA methylation
Cellular component (GO): nucleolus
Molecular function (GO): rRNA (adenine) methyltransferase activity
Source: RefSeq, a predicted model, not a curated record